AUGAGCAGUGUUCUGGCAUGGCACUGGUUGUAUGAAUGGGAUCAGUUCAAUUGUUCGUUGUUAGAAACUGUGGCGUGUGGACAAUGCUCAAUGAUGAAGUGUGACCUGUGGACAUUCUCCAAAUGCACUUGUGGCUUGUUCCCAGAAGAUCCUUCUUUUGGAAGGUGCCAUCCAAUGGACAUUAUAUGUUCGGUUGGGAAGAAAAUAAAGAUGGUAAGGCUCGAACUCAGGUUGUUCACCCAGGAAGGACAUCCAGUUCCAACUGGGACUGGGACCAGCUAUAUGCCUAGGCGGAGUGUGUGCAGUGAUGGAGGAGCUAUUGCUUUCAAGGUGUUAUAG
Molecule: messenger RNA, 339 nt
Organism: Ilex paraguariensis (yerba mate)
Lineage: Eukaryota; Viridiplantae; Streptophyta; Magnoliopsida; Aquifoliales; Aquifoliaceae
Source: the annotation of a GenBank genome assembly